Caenorhabditis elegans is the source of this 1114-nucleotide messenger RNA. It is a transcript of the gene Y81G3A.4, whose product is annotated as DUF19 domain-containing protein. The transcript has 5 exons. NCBI's taxonomy places the organism in Eukaryota, Metazoa, Nematoda, Chromadorea, Rhabditida, Rhabditidae. The record is from RefSeq and is marked reviewed. Bases 244 to 1038 code for a protein of 264 amino acids.
UCAUGUGCCUAUUCGGGAUAUAUUCGUAGUAUUUAUAUCAAAGUGUGUUUGGUCGGAAUCGAUGAAUCAUUUCAUUUUAUUCUGACGAUAAUGUCUCAAGUCUUGUAUGGAAAAAGGAAAAGCUGAUGAAAUGAUAAGAAUGACGAAGAAGAAGAAGAAGGAGAACAUAAUCGUCCAGUUCGUCUGGUCGUGUGUCACCUCUUUUCCACCCACCCCUCCACAUUUUGGCGAUUUUCCAAAGAUAUGGUGUACUUUUCAUCGAUUUUUGCAUUAUUAUUAUUUUCAUUUAUUUUCACAGUUGGAUUGUGUUAUCAAACAAGAUUCAAACGGGAUUUCAUGUUGAUAACAGAUGGUAAUAUGACAGAUGCCAAGUGCUUCGAAGGGUGCCAACAAGAGUACCGUACGAAAUUCGAGUACACCCUCAACCAGUCGCUCUCAGAAUUCUACGAUUUUCCAUUUCAUCCGGUGGUGCUCGAGAGCUCGUCGUUUCAGUUGUAUUGUAAGCUUUCGGAGCAAAAAACGAAAUGUUUCGCGGAAAAGUGCAAUGAUUAUGCCGCCGAAAACUCAUUUUCCCCGUCGAAUUUUGUGUGCAUUUUCAAGAAGAGUCUAUUCGAAAAAGCCCUGAAAUGUUUGGCAAAAACGGAGCCCAUCACAUUCUUAAAAUGUGAUCAUGAAUGCCACGAGGAAAUCGUUCGCACUGACCAUCUCAAACAAUCAACUCCAAACAAUCAGAAUCAGAUUUUUGUCUCAACAGAGUUGGCAACAUAUGAGACUGAAUUGGAUAAGCUAUGCAGGUUUCAGACUUGUUACAUGAAUUGUAUGGUUCCGGUGGUGAAAGAGAUGUGUGACGAUGAAGAAUCAAAAUCAGCAAUCGAAAUCGUCGAGGCGUACGUCCAAUGGCACGCCGAUGAUAUUUCCGACUGGCAUUCGAUCACAGGGAAUGAUGAUACACUACCAAAAGCCUGUCAUUCUCUGGUCAAAACACAUACCAGAACAGAUGACCCGAUAUUGCAAAUUAUAGGAAAUGCCGCAUUGUAAAUUGAAGAAUUUCGACAGGAAAUGCAAAAGAUCUAGACUUGGAUAGCUUUAAAUGAAGAUUUUUUUUGUUGAAAUA